AUCCCACCCCGUCAUCCGGCCUCAUCGACUCCAUCCCCCAUCUCCCCUCCAUCACCUCCAUCCAACCCCGAAUCCACGCGGAUAGCAUCACACACCAAGAUGUCCGCUAAAUUCGGCCAGCGCUUCGGCGCUAGCAUGCGCCAGAACUUCCAGCGCUUCGCUCAGCGACGAGCACAAAGCACAGCGACGACCACGCCCGAAGCCGCAGCGAGCCAGAGCGGCUUCCAGAAACUAUGGAACAGCCCUAUUGGCCCCAAAACAGUGCACUUCUGGGCUCCCAUCAUGAAGUGGGGCGUCGUGCUCGCGGGCGCCGCCGACUUCGCCCGCCCGGCCUCCUCCCUCUCCAUCUCGCAGAACGUGGCCCUCUCCUGCACAGGCCUCAUCUGGACGCGCUGGUGCUUCGUCAUCAAGCCGCGCAACCUCUUCCUCGCCAGCGUCAACUUCUCCGUGGCGCUGGUGGGCAUCACGCAGAUUGCACGAGUGGUGGCGUAUCAGCGGUCGCUGACGCCGGAGGAGCGGGCGAAGACGGAGCUGGGGACGAUUGAGAGGGUGGUGGAGCAUCCGGGGAAGUUGGUCGAUGCUGCGAAGGGGGAGAAGGUUUGAGGGGGAUGAGUGAAGACGAGGGAGUGCUUGUUUCUUUUGUGGGGAGUGGUCGAUGGCGCUACGCAGAUGUCCAUAUGCACAUCUAAGGGUUGCGAAUUCCUUUUAUGAUCACUUGUGUCUUACCAACGCCUACUUGCUGUCGCUGGGAGCUAUUGAGGCCCGACUUCGUUCCACCCAAUCCAUCGGCUUCAUUGAACCUGCUCUGGGCCUCGCUCACGGAACGCGCCACAGACAUCCAUUCGAGAU
This is a messenger RNA of Neohortaea acidophila, 849 nucleotides long. RefSeq lists its product as uncharacterized. Gene Ontology annotation, biological process: pyruvate import into mitochondria. The coding region runs from base 100 to 603 and encodes 167 amino acids. Gene Ontology annotation, cellular component: mitochondrial inner membrane. NCBI's taxonomy places the organism in Eukaryota, Fungi, Ascomycota, Dothideomycetes, Mycosphaerellales, Teratosphaeriaceae. The transcript is spliced from 2 exons. Gene Ontology annotation, molecular function: pyruvate transmembrane transporter activity. The record is from RefSeq and is a predicted model, not a curated record.